UUUUGACUGUAACUUUGAUUCCUUAGUGUUCAUUGAUGCAAAAAGGUAAACAAUCGAUUAGAAACAAGUUUUGAAUUCGUUAUUAUUUGGGUGUUGGCUUUUAUUUAUAUGUCUACUUUUAAAGAUAUAUCAAUAAAACGAUGAUCAGAAAUGAAAACAAACUCUUAUUUCCGACUUGCCACUUUCACAGUCAUCCUCUAUCACAUUUUAUUUGUCAAAGUAUUUACUCAAGAAUAUGGGUAUGAUAAACGUGAAUACAAAUAUUAUACUGAUCAAAAUGGCAGACUGUAUACUAAAUACUUUUCGUACAGUAGUACAGAAUUUGAACAUGCAGUGGACGAUAGCAGAUGCGAUGGGAGGCCACCAAUUCUAGAAAUAGUAAAAGAAACAAGGUAUGGAAAUUUUAAAGGCAGACAAGUUAGUUUAUGUGACAGUCCUGGUGUUCUCUUAAAUCAACGACCUGGGAGACAAAAUUCUUUUGGACGAAAAAAUACUGUAAAUGUAUUUUUAGGUAUUCCUUAUGCGGAACCACCGUUGCAUCGUAACAGUCCUCCAGGAAGAAGAGAAGAACCAAAAUAUCCAUUUAAAUCACCUGUGGGUCCUGUAAGAGUUGGAGAAUUGGAUACAUCACGCUAUAAGCCAGCUUGUCCACAAAAUGAAAGAUAUCUUGUUAAAGGGAGAGGUACUAACCAUAGUGAUGAAGACUGCCUGUACCUAAAUAUAUUUUCUCCUGCUCAAAUUAGAUUAGAUAUGCCUGUCCGAGAAAAAUUUCCAGUUAUGUUUUAUAUCCAUGGUGGGCGUUGGGAUCAUGGCAGUGGUUCUUUGUUUCCUGGUCAAAUGUUAGCUGCUUCUCAACGUGUUGUAGUUGUUACAUUUAAUUAUCGCCUGGGAUAUUCAGGUUUUUUAGCCACUGGUGACCAUCAUUCUCCUGGCAAUUAUGGCAUGCUGGAUCAAAUUAAAGCAUUGGAAUGGGUUUAUGAAAAUAUUCCUGUAUUUGAAGGGGAUCCUACUAAGAUUACUGUUUUUGGUUCGGGUGUUGGAGGUGCUAGUGCUGCACUUCUUGCUAUCUCACCUUUAUCUCGCAGAAUGGUCAAGAGAGUUAUUGCCCAAAAUGGUUCUCCUCUUGCUGACUGGGCAGCAAUUACAGAUCCCAUAUACAUGUUUAAUUCAACGCAGAUACUUGCUGAAGAAUUGGGCUGCUCUAAUCCCGAUAUGGCCAGAAUUGUUGAAUGUGUUGGUACCAGGACAAAUAAUGAAGUGAAAUUAUUAAAAAUGAAGCCCAGAGUUGGUUGGCUUCCUUUUGGCCCAGUUCUCGAUAACUUCACAAGAGAUGCAGAACACCAGUUUCUUCCACUUUCACCCCAAGAAAUGUUAGAAAGAGGACUGCUGUUUAACGAUGGAUUUGCUUACAUGACUGGUGUGAGUCGAGAUGCAGGAGCUUCAAUAUUAUGGCAUGAUUCAUUAGGAGACAUAGAAAUUGAUGAGGAAACUUUUAAUCAAAAAAUCAGGGAGUUUAUGAGGAUGUAUAAUUAUACUAUAAAUGCUCAAGGUAUAUAUGAGGCUAUACGAUUCAUGUAUAAACCAUCCGUUGAUUCAAGAAAUAAAACACUUCUUAAACAACAAUUCAUACAACUACUUACAGAUCGAUAUUAUGUUUCACCAUUAGAUCCUACAUUACAACUCAUGUUAAAGAACAAAGUGCCUACAUAUGCUUAUGUCUUGAACUAUACUUUUCAAGGAUAUACGUUUUUGGCAAAAGAUGUUGUAUCAAUGCAAGUUGAAGAUUUACUUCUAACUGGAGCUCCAUUUAUGGAUCCAAAAUUCUAUCCUGAAUAUUUAAGGUUGAAUACUGCCCAAUGGACAGAAGAGGACAGAAAUAUGAGUCAGUUAAUGAUGGAAGCGUGGGCUAAUUUUGCCAAAGAAGGGAAUCCAACACCUCGUCGGCUUUUCAACACAAUACUCUGGGAACCUGUUAGUGAAAAUAACUAUGUUUACUUAAAUUUAAAUGCAUCCAACACAACAAGUCGAAUGAUUAACGAUUACAGAAACAGAGAAAGUCGAUUUUGGAACUACUUUUUACCCUUUUUUAUUGAUCGUGAACCUCCAACAUUGGCCCCAACCUUAGAGCCCGGUGUUAAUGAGUUGAGAGUCGUUACAAGUGCUUUGUGGGGUAGCGUUGCUGUAGCAGCCUUGUUACUUACAAUAACUUUAGUUUUCUGCCUCUUGUAUUGUAAAGUUAGAAGUAAGAAGCCUGCUGUGAAUCCAGAUUUGAAUACCUCAAGAGAAACAUUUGUCAAUUGUUCUACAUCUGUUCAGGAUACUCCUGUGUAGCAUUUCAUAUACCUUCUAACAUUUGAGGUUUCUGAAAAAUAUUAUUUUCAGUGGUAGUGCACUAAGGAUGCG
Molecule: messenger RNA, 2403 nt
Organism: Parasteatoda tepidariorum (common house spider)
Lineage: Eukaryota; Metazoa; Arthropoda; Arachnida; Araneae; Theridiidae
Product: carboxylesterase 1C
Source: RefSeq, a predicted model, not a curated record